AUGGAGGCUUCUCAGAAUAUCUCUGUCCUGCGCGAAUUUUAUUCAAUUGACAGAGGAUACUUGAUGCAAAACCUGGAUUUUAAACGCGAUUUUCAAAAUCAUGUCCGCCUCUUUUCCAUGCUGUUCAAUAUCGCCAAACAUUUGGAUGUUGAAUCUCUGGCCAAAUACGGCUUUGGCGAUAGCAGCCUCCUUUGGGCAGAAAUACAGAGUGGAUUUGAGGAUCCUGCCGAGGGAGAGGGCGCAUGGAGCAAGUCCCCGGACCAGCAGUGGAAGAUUUGCUUUUCAUUACUGGGUCUUGUCAAAAACUCCUCCAAUUUGGAGUUUCACGGGCUUUCUGCCGUUCCAUUCUCCAAGACGAUAUCGAUUCAAUAUAUAGGAAAAGAUAUGCUGUCAGACAUGCACAUAACAAAUUCCCCCGAGGAUUCGCACAAUUAUACAACAAGAAGAAUUGAGAUUAACAAGUCCGCAGGCAUCGAAAAAAGCAGGACCAAUGAAAGAGACUUCUACAUAUUAGAAACAGACAACUGUCCGCCCCGCUCUUCCCGGGUCGCAGCCAAAAAGUGUGCAAACAUUGCAUCGAACGAACUCGAACAUUCACGAGAGACGCUAGCUGAUAUCUUUGCGGAAAAUAAACCUCCUUGUGAAUAUCAAGGCAUCAAAUACAUGUGGGAACGAGUUCUCGGGAUGAUUUCUAGUGUGGUGGCUGUUCAUGGCCGCGUUAAAAACUUGCGAAUUGACUACGACAUCACCCCAACUACUAUUCUAGUUUCUCCAGAUAGAGGUUCUAGAAAAGCAUUCUUCUUUGAUUUCAAUACUACAGAUUAUGGGACAGGUUAUGAAGCUGAUAAAGCACAAACUUCCGCUGCUUUCAACAACCGAACAUAUGGUAAGGCAUUCCCGCGAAUACACUCACACAGAUCUGACCCUAGUUAUUUAGGCGCUCCUGAGUGUAUGUUUGAUACUAUGAGCAAUAUCGAAAAAUGUUCGUCAAUGGAUAUGUGGUCACUGGGGUGCGUUCUUCUUGAGAUCUCGACAUUCAUUACGUACGGCAAUUCAGGCCUCCAUGAGUUCCAGAAGCAAAGGAGGAUGGAGAUUACGUCAUUACACGGAAAUCUAGGAAGCCUUGAUGAUGAAUGUUUUCACGACAGCCACGGCCGGCUCGAAUCUGUACAGAAAUUCGGCCAGGGGAUCCAUCGCAAUGGGCGGCGUUGUGACGAUAUCACCCCGCGGAUAGUAGACCUGGUUUUGAAUCGAUUAUUAGUUCCUCAAAGAUCUAGAUGUACCGCAUUCGAACUCUUCAACAAGGUCAAUGAGGUCAUCGAAAGUAGCAAGGACGUUUGCAUAAGCAUGUAA
This is a messenger RNA of Clonostachys solani, 1353 nucleotides long. The record is from the annotation of a GenBank genome assembly. Lineage: Eukaryota; Fungi; Ascomycota; Sordariomycetes; Hypocreales; Bionectriaceae.